Diospyros lotus (date-plum) is the source of this 2028-nucleotide messenger RNA. RefSeq lists its product as uncharacterized. The record is from RefSeq and is a predicted model, not a curated record. NCBI's taxonomy places the organism in Eukaryota, Viridiplantae, Streptophyta, Magnoliopsida, Ericales, Ebenaceae. The coding region runs from base 1 to 2028 and encodes 675 amino acids. The transcript has 2 exons.
AUGGAUUCGGAAAAUCCGUACACUCACAUGAGAGAAUUUGAAGAGGUCUGCGGCACUUGUGUCGAUCAGAAUGUCAAUGAGGAUACUGUGAGGCUAAAAUUGUUCCCAUUUUCAUUAAAGGACAAAGCUAAAAUGUGGUUGAACACAUUAGAGUCGAGAUCAAUAGGAACAUGGAGAGAAAUGCAAACUAAAUUUUUAAAGAAAUACUUCCCAGCUAAUAGGACAGCAUCCCUUCAAAGACAAAUGAUGAACUUUGCUUGUAAACCCACCGAGUCAUUUGCUCAAGCCUGGGAUCGUUUCAAAGAUCUACUUCUUACUUGCCCACAUCAUGCUUUUGAGCAGUGGCGGGUGGUUAGUUUUUUUCAUGAUGCCUUGACCCCCAACCUUAAGAUGUUAGUGUCAACCAUGUGCAAUGGUGAAUUUUACGAGAAGACACCCGAAGAAGCUUUUCAUUUUUUCGACACUUUAGCUGAGAAUACUAGGAAUUGGGAGGUAAGUCCAUUGUCUUUGGAAGACUCAAGAGAGCAUGUCAGUCCACAGCCUCGAGGAAAAUUUCAAAUAAGUGAAAGUGAUAACAUCAAUGCCCGGUCAACAGCAUUAACAAAGAAGAUGGAAGAAUUAGAGUUAAAAAAAACCAAGGCCGUCCAUGAAGUGGAAGUCCUUUGCGUGGUCUGUGAGACGAAUGGCCAUAUGACAGAAGAUUGUCCUACCAUUCCUACUUUUAAAGAGGUCCUAUAUGGCCAAGCGUCUGGAGCACAACCACGUCACACAGAGGGUAGGCCUUAUCAGAAUCAGAGUGGGAACUACUCAGGGUACAAUCCUAAUUCCAAUACAUAUCACCCCAACUCCCGUAAUCACCCUAAUUUUUCAUGGAGAAAUGAUUCUGCUGCCCAACCCCAUGCACCAUUCCCCUCACAGCCACAGUCUUACCAACCAAACCAAGGAUCAUCUAGUGCAUAUCAACCUCCUCAUAGGAGAUCUCUAGAGGACACCCUACAACAAUUCAUGCAAGGUCAAAUAGGAACUAAUACCCAAGUAGCCAAGUUUCAAGAACAAACAAAUAGGGCUCUAGAAGACAUGAGAAGUCAGCUAACUAAGUUGACUCAGACCUUGAGUGUUAGAGAACCAGGGAAGUUUCCCUCACAACCAAGUCCGAACCCUGUAAGGAUAAACAUUCCUUUAUUGGAUGCAAUUAAGCAAACACUUUCGUAUGCUAAGUUUUUGAAGGAUCUCUGUACAGUCAAAAGAAAAAUCAAUGUGCAGGAAAAAGCAUUCUUGAUGGAACAAGUAAGUGCUAUCCUUCAAUUCAAGACCCCUCCAAAGUACAAGGACCCAGGAUGUCCUACCAUUACUUGCAUAAUUGGAAGCCAAAAAGUCGACCAAGCACUUCUUGACCUAGGGGCUAGUGUCAAUCUGUUGCCUUUCAGUGUCUAUCAGCAGUUAGGGUUGGGAGAACUCAAGCCCACUAGGGUCACUCUUCAAUUGGCUGACCGAUCAGUAAAAGUUCCUCACGGGAUUGUGGAGGAUGUCCUAAUCCAAGUGGACAAAUUCUAUUUCCCAGUGGACUUUAUUGUCUUAGAUACCCAGCCCCACCAGGGUCCUCAGUUACCUAUUCCCGUUAUCCUAGGGAGACCAUUCCUUGCUACUUCGAAUGCAAUCAUCAAUUGUAGGAAUGGGAUCAUGAAACUAUCAUUUGGGAAUAUGACGGUGGAGAUGAAUGUUUUCAAGGUAGCUAAGCAACCAAAUGACGAAAUGGAAUUGGAGGAAGUUGAUUUAGUCCAGACCUUAAGUGAAGAAUACUUUGAGAAGGCUCUUUAUGAGCAGGUUAUUUAUAAAUUAGAGAAGCAAACUUCGAAAGGGAUAGAGCCUGACGUUGAGUCAGCCAGGGUGAUCACACAACUGAUGCCUGGCCCAGAGCCAUUGAAAUUACCUGGGAAUGAAACCCCACCAUCUUUGGUCCGCCCACCCCAACUUGAGAGAAAACCAUUGUCGAAUCACCUUAAGUAUGCAUUUUUAGGUGAAAGGUAG